Molecule: messenger RNA, 2933 nt
Organism: Arabidopsis thaliana (thale cress)
Lineage: Eukaryota; Viridiplantae; Streptophyta; Magnoliopsida; Brassicales; Brassicaceae
Gene: LHY
Product: Homeodomain-like superfamily protein
Exons: 10
Coding region: 766-2697 (643 amino acids)
Biological process (GO): regulation of gene expression
Cellular component (GO): nucleus
Molecular function (GO): DNA binding
Source: RefSeq, marked reviewed
AAAAUUUUUCCAAAAAUUAGGGGAAAAAUUGUUGUGGCUGAGAUUGCUUCUGGCUUCUCUUCUUCUUCUUCCAGUCUUCUUCAGCCUAAAACAGUCUUCCUUCUUCUUCUUCUUCUUCUUCUUCUUCUUCUUCUUCAGUUAUCUUCUUCCUUCUUCUCUCUGUUUUUUAAAUUUAUUUUUAGAGAUUUUUUUUUGUUUUGCUUCCGAUUUGAUUAUUUCCGGGAACGAUGACUUCUCCGGGGAGUUCCCGGUGAGAUGAUAAGUCAGAUUGCAUACUUGUCUCCUCCAUGGCUACUCUCAAGGGUAUAACAGUUUACAUUAUGAGCAGUUUCUAGGAUUCCUAUAACAUACUAAGAUCUCUGUUUGGCUGCUGAGAAACUUAUAGAAGCGAUUAACUAAAUCUUAUUAGCUCUAAAAGUUAGCAUAAAUGAUACGAAUCUGGUGAUUGAUUACUGAUAUGAAGAUUUGUGAAGGUUUUGGCUGCGGUGGAUUCGUUUGGUUUCUCUAGAAUCUAAAGAGGUUAUCACAACGGCUUUGCAAUUUGAAAACUUUCAUGUUUGGGGAGAUCAAAGAUGGUUUCUUUUUUAUACUUUACUUGUUAGAGAGGAUUUGAAGCAGCGAAUAGCUGCACCGGUCCUGUUAUGGAUACUAAUACAUCUGGAGAAGAAUUAUUAGCUAAGGCAAGAAAGCCAUAUACAAUAACAAAGCAGCGAGAGCGAUGGACUGAGGAUGAGCAUGAGAGGUUUCUAGAAGCCUUGAGGCUUUAUGGAAGAGCUUGGCAACGAAUUGAAGAACAUAUUGGGACAAAGACUGCUGUUCAGAUCAGAAGUCAUGCACAAAAGUUCUUCACAAAGCCAUCCAUAUGGAAACCAAACCUCCUUGCCCUAUAGGACAGGACAUGAAGUAACUCUAUCAUCUCUACCCCGAAAAAUUCGGUUUGGAAAAGCUCACAGUUUUUGGUUCACAUUUCAGUUGGAGAAAGAGGCUGAAGUUAAAGGCAUCCCUGUUUGCCAAGCUUUGGACAUAGAAAUUCCGCCUCCUCGUCCUAAACGAAAACCCAAUACUCCUUAUCCUCGAAAGCCUGGGAACAACGGUACAUCUUCCUCUCAAGUAUCAUCAGCAAAAGAUGCAAAACUUGUUUCAUCGGCCUCUUCUUCACAGUUGAAUCAGGCGUUCUUGGAUUUGGAAAAAAUGCCGUUCUCUGAGAAAACAUCAACUGGAAAAGAAAAUCAAGAUGAGAAUUGCUCGGGUGUUUCUACUGUGAACAAGUAUCCCUUACCAACGAAACAGGUAAGUGGCGACAUUGAAACAAGUAAGACCUCAACUGUGGACAACGCGGUUCAAGAUGUUCCCAAGAAGAACAAAGACAAAGAUGGUAACGAUGGUACUACUGUGCACAGCAUGCAAAACUACCCUUGGCAUUUCCACGCAGAUAUUGUGAACGGGAAUAUAGCAAAAUGCCCUCAAAAUCAUCCCUCAGGUAUGGUAUCUCAAGACUUCAUGUUUCAUCCUAUGAGAGAAGAAACUCACGGGCACGCAAAUCUUCAAGCUACAACAGCAUCUGCUACUACUACAGCUUCUCAUCAAGCGUUUCCAGCUUGUCAUUCACAGGAUGAUUACCGUUCGUUUCUCCAGAUAUCAUCUACUUUCUCCAAUCUUAUUAUGUCAACUCUCCUACAGAAUCCUGCAGCUCAUGCUGCAGCUACAUUCGCUGCUUCGGUCUGGCCUUAUGCGAGUGUCGGGAAUUCUGGUGAUUCAUCAACCCCAAUGAGCUCUUCUCCUCCAAGUAUAACUGCCAUUGCCGCUGCUACAGUAGCUGCUGCAACUGCUUGGUGGGCUUCUCAUGGACUUCUUCCUGUAUGCGCUCCAGCUCCAAUAACAUGUGUUCCAUUCUCAACUGUUGCAGUUCCAACUCCAGCAAUGACUGAAAUGGAUACCGUUGAAAAUACUCAACCGUUUGAGAAACAAAACACAGCUCUGCAAGAUCAAAACUUGGCUUCGAAAUCUCCAGCUUCAUCAUCUGAUGAUUCAGAUGAGACUGGAGUAACCAAGCUAAAUGCCGACUCAAAAACCAAUGAUGAUAAAAUUGAGGAGGUUGUUGUUACUGCCGCUGUGCAUGACUCAAACACUGCCCAGAAGAAAAAUCUUGUGGACCGCUCAUCCUGUGGCUCAAAUACACCUUCAGGGAGUGACGCAGAAACUGAUGCAUUAGAUAAAAUGGAGAAAGAUAAAGAGGAUGUGAAGGAGACAGAUGAGAAUCAGCCAGAUGUUAUUGAGUUAAAUAACCGUAAGAUUAAAAUGAGAGACAACAACAGCAACAACAAUGCAACUACUGAUUCGUGGAAGGAAGUCUCCGAAGAGGGUCGUAUAGCGUUUCAGGCUCUCUUUGCAAGAGAAAGAUUGCCUCAAAGCUUUUCGCCUCCUCAAGUGGCAGAGAAUGUGAAUAGAAAACAAAGUGACACGUCAAUGCCAUUGGCUCCUAAUUUCAAAAGCCAGGAUUCUUGUGCUGCAGACCAAGAAGGAGUAGUAAUGAUCGGUGUUGGAACAUGCAAGAGUCUUAAAACGAGACAGACAGGAUUUAAGCCAUACAAGAGAUGUUCAAUGGAAGUGAAAGAGAGCCAAGUUGGGAACAUAAACAAUCAAAGUGAUGAAAAAGUCUGCAAAAGGCUUCGAUUGGAAGGAGAAGCUUCUACAUGACAGACUUGGAGGCGCUCGUUGCCCAACGCCAAAUGCCCAAAGGUGCUAGGCUGGGCCUUAAAGAUUUUACUCACACUACUUGGGCCUACAUUACAACAUUUUCCCUAUUACAAGCUUAAGUAAUAGAGGCCUAAAGAAGGCUUAUAUUGUGUAGCUAGUUUAUACAAUAUUUCAAUCUCUUAAUUUGGUUUACUGAUGAAUGAGUAGAUAUACAAUUUUUUUGUUCUCACUGAAUG